Messenger RNA from Closterium sp. NIES-65, 4524 nucleotides. NCBI's taxonomy places the organism in Eukaryota, Viridiplantae, Streptophyta, Zygnematophyceae, Desmidiales, Closteriaceae. The record is from the annotation of a GenBank genome assembly.
AUGUCCUGCCCACGUCCACCCUCCCCAUUCCAUCUAUUCACUCCCAAACCCCACCCCCAUCCCAUCCCGCCCACACUCCAAUUCCCUCCCCGUCUCUCCUUCCCUUCGCCCCCCCCUUCCCAACCAACCCUCCCCACCCCGUCCUCCCUCGCCCCGUCCUCCUCUCUUCCCGUCUCUCUUCCCACCUCCACUCCUUCUUCCCUCGCCACUCACUCACUCACUCGCUCAUGCCCUCGCUUCGUGUUCUGCCGCCCCGCCCCAUACAAGGCGUUUGACGAGGUGGACGGGAUAGAGGUGGCGUGGAACCAGGUGAAGGUGCGGGACGUGUUCCAGUCCAAUGAGGAUCUCGAGAGACUCUAUAGCGAGGUGCAUCUGCUCAAGACCCUUCGCCAUAAGAACAUCAUCAAGUUUUAUAACUCCUGGGUGGAUGCCAAGACCAAGAACGUCAAUUUCAUCACAGAGGUUUUCACCUCUGGCACGCUUAGACAGUACCGCAAGCGGCACAAGCAGUGCGAUGUGCGGGCGGUGAAGAGCUGGGCGCGGCAGAUCCUGCGCGGGCUGCUGUACCUGCACUCGCACGACCCGCCCAUCAUCCACCGCGACCUCAAGUGCGACAACAUCUUUGUCAACGGGCACCAGGGCGAGGUCAAGAUCGGCGACCUGGGGCUGGCCGCCAUCCUGCACCAGCGCGACGCUGCGCAUAGUGUGAUCGGCACCCCUGAGUUCAUGGCGCCGGAGCUGUACGAGGAGGAGUACAACGAGUUGGUGGACAUAUACGCGUUCGGCAUGUGCGUGCUGGAGAUGGUGACGCUUGAGUACCCCUACAGCGAGUGCACCAACGCCGCACAGGUCUACAAGAAGGUCACUUCGGGCAAGAAGCCUCUGGCGCUGCAGCGAGUGAAGGAUACAGCACUGCGCGAGUUCAUAGAGCUCUGCCUCGCCUCUGCCUCUCGCCGCCCACCAGCUCGAGAGCUUCUCAACCACCCUUUCCUCGUUGAACCCCACCGGCCCUCCCCUGGCCUUGCCUAUGCCUCCUCCUCCUCCUCCUCCUCCUCCGCUGUUUCUUCUCCCACUCUCGCUGCCACGGCGCCGCCGGUGGUGCCUGUGCCGCGCAAGGGCAGCGGGGGGGCAGUGUCCGAGCUGGGAUGGGGAGGGGUGGCGGAUAAUGCAGGGAGAACUGCAACGGGGAGGAUAGAGCACGGGGCGAUGAUGAGUGAACGGGGGUAUGACAGUGCAGGAGGAGGGUGGGAGCAGAGCAGCGGCAGGCGCCUUAAGCCGUCCCAAAACGUGGCUUCUAUUGCUCGGUGGGAUGAUUCAGCUGAAGAGAGGGGCGGGAAGAUAGUGGGGGGGCAUGAAUCGCUAGGGUAUACAAUUCAUGGGCAGCAGCAGCAGCAGGUGGAGGGGCAGCAAGAGGAGGGGAAGCAAGAGGAGAGGCAGCAAGAGGAGGGGAAGCAAGAGGAGGGGCAGCAAGAGGAGGGGAAGCAAGAGGAGGGGAACGGCGAGGGUGUGUGCACGCAGCAGCAGCUCCUCGACCCUGCCUGCGUGUGCCUGCGCCUGAGAGUGGCGGAUGGCAAAGGUCGCUCGCAGGUCAUCCAGUUCCCCUACAGCGUCGCCUCCGACUCGCCCUCCAGUGUGGCGCAUGAGAUGGUGGAGGCCUUCUCUCUGCCCUCCUCUGCCGUCCAUGCCAUCUCCUCCUCCAUUCACCACCAGCUGCUCGCUCUCCUGCCCUCUGCCGCGCUUGCUACUGCGGCUUCUGCUGCUGCUGCUGGGGAGGGCGGUGCUGCUGGAGUUGACCUUUCGCCGGCUGCUGAUGGUGAUGGUGAUGGUGAUGGUGAUGGUGAUGGUGAUGGUGAUGGUGAUGGUGAUGGUGAUGGUGCUGGUGAUGGUGCUGGUGAUGGUGCUGGUGAUGGUGAUGGUGAUGGUGCUGGUGAUGGUGAUGGUGAUGGUGAUGGUGAUGGUGAUGGUGAUGGUGAUGGUGAUGGUGAUGGUGAUGGUGAUGGUGAUGGUGAUGGUGAUGGUGAUGGUGCUGCUUUUGGUGGUGGGCCCUCACCACAUGCUGCAGCGGUGGCAGCUGUUGCUGGCAGUGCUGACGCUGCUGCUGACGCUGCUGCUGAUGCUGCUGCUGAUGCUGCUGCUGAUGCUGCUGCUGAUGCUGCUGCUGAUGCUGCUGCUGCUGCUGAUGCUGCUCCUGCUGUAUCCGCCCCUGCCACCCGUAAACCUCUCACCAGCCUGUCUUUCCCUUGCUCUACUGUCACCACGCAUGCGUCUUCUCAUUCAAGUACCGCUAGCGUCUCACAGGCGGAAACGACUGCUACCACUGCUACCGCCUGCCUUCCUGUUGAUGCUUCUGCCACCACCACCCCUGCUGCUGCUGCCUCAAUCACUGCUGCAGCCACAACAGCAGCCGCAACAUAUGGAGCAGGGGCAGGAGCAGGGGAAGGAGCAGGGGCAGGAGCAGGGGCAGGAGCAGGGGAAGGAGCAGGGGCAGGAGCAGGGGCAGGAGCAGGGGAAGGAGCAGGGGCAGGAGCAGGGGCAGGAGCAGGGGAAGGAGCAGGGGCAGGAGCAGGGGCAGGAGCAGGGGAAGGAGCAGGGGCAGGAGCAAGGGAAGGAGCAGGGGCAGGGGCAGGAGCAGGGGCAGGAGCAGGGGAAGGAGCAGGGGCAGGAGCAGGGGAAGGAGCAGGGGCAGGAGCAGGGGCAGGAGCAGGGGAAGGAGCAGGGGCAGGAGCAGGGGAAGGAGCAGGGGCAGGAGCAGGGGCAGGAGCAGGGGAAGGAGCAGGGGCAGGAGCAGGGGAAGGAGCAGGGGCAGGGGCAAGAGCCCUUGUUCUCUCUCUUGUCUCUCCCACAUCGACUUCUGCAGCAGCAGUAGCAGCAGGAAGUGGGGACUCCUCGCUCCCUCCAGACUCUCCCUUCACACUCGCGCCCACCUCCUUCACCCCUCCUCUCAUCCUCCCUCCGCCUCUCUCCACAGCCUCUUCUAACGCCACUAGCACCUUUGCCUCUGCCCUCGCCUCUCCCCACUCGCCCAUGUGUCAUCCAAAUGACACCUGCGUCUGUAGCAGCAGCAGCGAUACAGCGGUGAUUGCCUGUGCCACGUCUCCCGGGAUAGACAGGGACAGUGGGGCUGUCGAGGGAUUGGGGGGCGUGCGCGAGGGAGAGGGAAUGGGAAGGCACGUGAAUGAAGACCCUGAGGGUGGUUGGGCAGGUGCGGAGGAGAGAGGGAAGGAAAGGAGUGAUUUUAAGGAGGAGGUGGAGACGGGUGACAGAGUAAAAACUGCUUUGCUGGCAGACCAGCAGCAUGACAAGGGGGGUGAGUUGAUGGGUGGUAUGGGCGUGGCCAACACUUGCCUUGUUUGCAAGGAAAACGAUACCAAAAACAUUGCCGGAAAGUGGGUAGAAGAGAGGGAGGGGAGCGCCAAGACAGAGGCUGGGGAUGGUGAAGACUCAGGCCAGUCAAAUAGUGUGGUUGUGGUGGAAGGUGACUGUACCGAAGGCUCGUAUGGAUGGGGAGGGCAGGCUUGUAGAGAGGGUGAUUACAAAACGAGUGCGUAUGAUUUGGAAAGGAUUAUUUCUCUAGAUUCUGAAGGAGACAGGGCAGCGGAGCAGGGAGGCAGGGGCCAGUUUGGUAGUGUGGGAAGAGAGGGGAGCAUUGGAGAGAGCAAGAGGCGCAAUAGCAUCCAUGGCACCUGCGACAGCGGCAAUGAUCGCAGUGGCGGCAGCAGCAGCGGUUUCAGGAGGAGCAGCAGCAGCAGCAGCAGCAGCAAGCAGGUAGAGGAGGAGCAUCAGGUGCUGCAAGGGCGCCUGCUGCAGUGGAGUGAGCGGCUUCAGACGGGCGAGAGGAGGCAAACGAGAGAGAGGAGUCAGACGGGAGAGACGAGUCAGUCGGGCGAGAAAGGUCAAACAGGGGAGAGAAAGCGGAUAGGAGAGAGGGUUUCAAGUGCAGCUGUGGUGGCAGAUUUAGAUCCAAAGAAGAGUGUGGCGGUGCUGAAAGAGAGUGAAACUAUCAGGGUGGAUACUCAUACUGGCGCUGGUGCCGGUGCUGGUGCUUCUGGCGUUGAUUGUGAGGUGGAGAGUGCGGAACGGAAUGGUUAUCUGGGCAUGCAGGGAAGGGAAGCAUGUGAUACGUGGCAUGUUUGUGCAAGUGAUGUGGGAUUGCAGAGCGGGGAGAGGGUGAAUGGAAUAGAGACGGAAGAGAAGAGGGAGGAGAUGGAGGAGCGGGAGAUGUGGAAGGAAGUGACGAGGGAGACGAGAACGGGGGAUGAGGGAAAGGGGGGGCGGUUGAAUGGGGAGGGAACGGGGGAGGAGGAGAAGAAGGAGAAGCAGGAGGAGGAAGGGAGGGAACCGGAGGAGAGGGAGGAGUUGAAGCGCCGCGAUGCGGCAUUGCUUCAGGAAAUGGAGAGGGAGAUCGAAAGUGUGCGAGCUAAGUACAGAGAGAGGAGGGAGCAGCUGCAUGCAGCGUGGAGAGAGAAGAGGGCAGUGAGGAUACGAGGAGAGCAGCAGCAGCACCACCAGGUUUCUUUGAUUUAA